Cadophora gregata is the source of this 1809-nucleotide messenger RNA. RefSeq lists its product as uncharacterized. Bases 27 to 1511 code for a protein of 494 amino acids. Gene Ontology annotation, cellular component: nucleus; nuclear origin of replication recognition complex. The record is from RefSeq and is a predicted model, not a curated record. Gene Ontology annotation, molecular function: DNA replication origin binding. The transcript is spliced from 3 exons. Gene Ontology annotation, biological process: DNA replication initiation; DNA replication. Lineage: Eukaryota; Fungi; Ascomycota; Leotiomycetes; Helotiales; Ploettnerulaceae.
GCAAACACAACCCUCGUAUAGGCACAAUGGCUCCCAUUUUUGCCCUACCUAAUGAGCUUAUACUCUCUGCACUCUCUGCACGCUUUCCCUGUCGAGAACAGCAGAUUCGAACCCUAGCUACGCUUGUUUCAAUCAGAGGAGCAGGCAGUCGCAAUACAGUCAUCCAUGGCCUCGAAGCCACGGGUAAGAGCGCAAUCACCAAAGCCCUUCUUGAAGAGCUUUCAAAUUCAACUACCAAAGGCCAAACGAAUGGCACCCGGCAUAACGACAACCUUCGAUUUGCAAUUGUGAAGAGUGCAGAAUGUAUUAGUGGCAGGCAUUUACUGGAGCAGACCGUGGGCGCUGUAGCUAAGGCGGUGGAAUGGAAUGAUAAUGUUGGGCGUUGCGAGAAUUUGGCACAGCUGGCUGUUGAGCUGGGAAGACUGGUGGACAAAUGGGCGACUUCUAGAGAGGAAGAGGAAGCACGCAAGUUCGUGCUGGUCUUCGAUGGCAUUGAUCGUCAGCGAGAUGCUCCGCCGACGCUACUCCAAGCUCUUGGAAGAUUAGGAGAGAUUAUCCAAAACCUCACUACAAUAUUCAUUGUAACUUCUCCACGUCCGAAUCUUCUCCAUAUCCCAGGCGUACCACACAUCUCCUUUCCAGCAUACACGAAACCCGAACUCCUCCAAAUACUCAGUUUCACAACACCAACACCCGAGCUGCCUAAAGAGACCAAAGAGACUUGGUCCAGAUAUUGCUCCGCAGUCUGGGACUCCCUAUCCAAACACUCAGGACGAGACGUCAUAUCAUUCCGCUCCGUAUGCUUGCGUCUCUGGCCACGCUUCAUCAAGCCCAUCCUCGACGGCUCCCUAAACCCCUCGCCGUUCUCACGACUGCUCCUAGCGAACCGCUCUUUCUUCCAAAGCGACUCAGCAUUACUCCACAAUCUCGUGUCCGACACCAACACAGCCUCAGGACAAGCCACUUCUAAUGCCCUCACAAGUUCAACAACAGCCAAGAACAAAUACACCGGCAUCGGCGCCCAACUUCCCUACUUCUCCCGCCUCCUCCUCGUAGCCGCCUACCUCGCGUCCUUCAACCCCCCCAAGACAGACACCACCUUCUUCAUGAAAGCCUCUGCCUCCAAGCGCCGCAAAAAGGGCGGCGGCACCGCAUUGACGAAAGGCCGACCAGGCGUCACAAAGCACCGGAAAAUAGCUAGGAAACUUCUCGGUCCGCAGGCGUUCGUGUUGGAGAGGAUGUUAGCGAUUUUUCAUGCGAUUAGAGAGGAUGCUGAUGGUGGGGCGAGAGGGAGAGGUAAGGCGAAGGGGAAGAGGGUGGAGGGCGCGGCGGAUGUGCAGAUGGCGGUUGCGACGCUGGCGAGUUUGAGGUUGUUGGUUAGGAUGGGGAGUGCUGGGAGUGUGGAUGUGUUGGAUGCGGGGACGAAGUAUAGGGUUGCGGUUGGGUGGGAGGUGGUUAGGGGGAUUGCGAGAAGUGUUGGGGUGGAGGUGGAGGAUUAUUUGGCGGAGUAGGAGAGGGUAUUAGUUGUCCGUUAGACGACAGAGCAUAGAACGGAUAUAGAUAUGAUAUCCCCACCUUCUGUUCUAAUCUUUGAGAGCCUCUCUGAAGGCUACCUGUCUGCUCUGGCUACAUUUAGUACGUUCUGGUAUAUAUGCUUCAUCGGCUGCACCUAGGGAGGGAUUGAGAGAGAGCUGUUCCGCCUUCUCUACUCAUAACGUUCGAUUACCGAGACGCUGUAAACAAGCCAAGUCACAUCCAGUAUGUCGCAAAUUACACCCACGAUAUUCACCUCACCUCACAUCACCCCCA